ACCGUUGGGUAGCUACCUCCCGCCAUUGCUGUGAGCUUAAUACGCACUUUUCUUAGUAUAUUAUUUUAUUUUCUGGGCAGACCCCACAAAAAGACGACUCUUUUUAUUUCUGUAAGAAAGAAACAUAAGCAGAGAUUUGGGAUCUGUGACAGUGACUCCACUUAAUAUAUAGACCAAAAAACUCACCAUAAAUACAUCACAAAUCUUUCUUUUGGUGCUUUUUUCAGCCCUUUUUAGUUGAAGCUUCUAUCAAUUAUCAAUUUUUCUUGGAAAGUUCUAAUUUUUUAGGCAUGGAUAGCAGCAGCAGAAGCUGGUGGAGGAAUUAUGAAGGCAUAUUGAGGAGCUUUUACCCUUUGUUGUUGGGUCAAAUGGUGUCUUUUGUUAUGGCCCUUAUGAGUUUCACUUCUUCUCUAGUUGCAAAUCUUGGUGCAAAUACUCCACUUUCCCUGUCAUUCUUUUCUUAUACAGCAUUAGCAUUGGUGUAUGGAGGCAUCAUGAUUUACCGGCGGCAGAAAUUAAGGAUUCAUUGGUAUUGGUAUGCCCUUUUAGGCUUUGCUGAUGUCCAGGGAAAUUUUCUUGUAAAUAAAGCAUAUCAGUACUCCUCGAUCACCAGCGUGACGAUACUGGAUUGCUGGACAAUAGCUUGGGUGAUACUUCUGACAUGGCUAGUUUUGGGCACACGAUAUUCUCCUUGGCAAUUCUUGGGUGCAGCAGUCUGUUUAGCUGGUCUCGGACUUGUGCUUCUGUCGGAUGCUAACGCGAGUAGUGGAGGUGGUUCAAAACCUCUUCUUGGCGAUAUAUUUGUGAUCAUCGGGACACUUCUCUUUGCAAUGAGUAAUGUCGGCGAGGAGUUUUGUGUCAAAAAGAAAGAUCGUAUUGAAGUGGUUUCCAUGAUUGGUCUUUUCGGGUUGCUUGUUACUUUAAUUGAGAUACCAAUCUUGGAAAGGAAGAAUCUGGAAUCAGUCAAGUGGUCCGCGGAGAUUAUAUUAGCCUUCUGUGGCUACGCGACCGCAAGCUUUAUGUUCUACACCUUGGUUCCCUUUCUUCUUAAGAUGAGCGGAUCAACGUUGUUUAAUCUAUCUCUACUCACAUCUGAUGUGUGGGCAGUUGUUAUCAGAACAUUUUUCUACAAGCAGAAGGUUGAAUGGCUGUACUUCGUAGCUUUUGCACUUGUGGUUACGGGGCUGAUCAUAUACUCAAAAACCGCGAAGGAUCCUGUUAGUGCACCAGCUAUAGAAGAAGCAAAUGCAGAUCAAAGACGACAACUUCUUAAUGAAGAUGAAGAGUGCGCCGAUCACAGACAUGAUGCAAUUGCUUCAUGAGCUGUAUAAAGAAAGAUACAUUGGUAUUUCAUGUAUCCACAUAUUAAAGCAUCAGAAAUAAGUUCUCUUUAGUCUAAACCAUUUGUCACUUUGCAUCUUGAUCUUUAUUUUGAUAAUUUGCCCUGGGGAGGUGCGAGAGGUUGACAGUGAUAGGUCUAAGGAGAGGUAGAUUUAGACCGAAGAAUUGGAGUAGGGUGAUUAGACAGGACAUGUCAAUUCAUCAAGGACAUGAACCUAGAUAGGCGAGCAUAGAGGUGGAGAAUUAGGGUAAAAGGUUAGUAGUGAGUGGAGCAAUUUCUCUCUAGUUUAGAGCACCUUAUUUGCUCCUUUUUCUCCUUGUUGUUUUUUAUACUUUGGGUAUCAUUAUUAUUUUGCUGUCAUUA
Molecule: messenger RNA, 1705 nt
Organism: Nicotiana tabacum (common tobacco)
Lineage: Eukaryota; Viridiplantae; Streptophyta; Magnoliopsida; Solanales; Solanaceae
Biological process (GO): transmembrane transport
Cellular component (GO): membrane
Molecular function (GO): transmembrane transporter activity
Source: RefSeq, a predicted model, not a curated record